UCUGCUCUCUGUUAUAUGCAUCACUCAUCACUCUUCACUUAUUAGUUAUUACUCAUCACUAGCUAAGAUGGCUUCCUCCUUAUCUUUUCUAGUGCUGCUCUUUGGAGCUCUGAUCCUAAGCCCACAAGGGUUUGCUAGGGUUCCUGCAGUACCUGUUCAUGAGUCACCAAAUGACACACCAUCACCUCUUUUUAAAUCUCCAAACAACUCCCCAUCACCUGUUUUUGAAUCACCAAACAAGACACCAUCACCUCUUUUCAAGUCUCCAAGUAACUCACCAUCACCUGCUUUCAAGUCUCCAAACAACUCACCAUUCAACAAGGCACCUGUUUUUGAGUCACCAGACAAAACACCAUCACCUGUUUUCAAAUCUCCAAGCAACUCACCAUCACCUACUUUCAAGUCUCCAAACAACUCACCAUUGAACAAGGCACCUAUUGUUGAGUCGCCAAACAAGACACCAUCGCCUGUUUUUGAGUCACCAAACAAGACACCAUCACCUGUUUUCAAAUCUCCAAGCAACUCACCAUCACCUACUUUUAAGUCUCCAAACAACUCACCAUUGAACAAGGCACCGAUUUUUGAGUCGCCAAACAAGACACCGUCACCUGUUUUUGAGUCAACAAACAAAACACCAUCACCUGUUUUCAAAUCUCCAAGCAACUCACCAUCACCUACUUUUAAGUCUCCAAACAACUCACCAUUGAACAAGGCACCUAUUGUUGAGUCGCCAAACAAGACACCGUCACCUGUUUUUGAGUCACCAAACAAAACACCAUCACCUGUUUUCAAAUCUCCAAGCAACUCGCCGUCACCUGCUUUCAAGUCUCCAAACAACUCACCAUUCAACAAGGCACCGAUUUUUGAGUCGCCAAACAAGACACCAUCACCUACUCUCAAGUCGCCAAACAACUCGCCACUCAACAAAGCACCUAUUUAUGAGUCACCAAACAACUCACCAUUUAAGGCUCCUUAUGGCACUCCGAAUUAAAGCGAAUUGAAUGAACCACCAACAUAAUAAUAUGCAUGCAACAAGCUAGGCAUAUAUAACUCAACUAUAUAUAUGUACAUAUCUGAUAAUAAAUAAGUGGUCUCUCCAGUUUCGUCCUUAUCUAUUGCAUGCAUGCAUGCUUAGUUUUCUUCGUCUCGUAUGUUAAUCACUAGCUUAAUCAAUCAAAGAGACGAGUAUUAUUAUUCUUGGUUACUUCAUUUCAAUUCUCUCUACAAUUCUGUGGCCAAGAACACAUAAGCAUCUCUCUCUCUCUCUCUAUAGACGUAAGGUCAGUGAAGUUAAGGAGUAAAAUAUGGUGCUUUGUGUACUCCUAAUUUAUUAUAAAUAAAAUCAUUAUGUUGA
Messenger RNA from Arachis stenosperma, 1354 nucleotides. RefSeq names its product repetitive proline-rich cell wall protein 2-like. The transcript has 2 exons. Bases 68 to 991 code for a protein of 307 amino acids. The record is from RefSeq and is a predicted model, not a curated record. Lineage: Eukaryota; Viridiplantae; Streptophyta; Magnoliopsida; Fabales; Fabaceae.